This is a messenger RNA of Trametes versicolor FP-101664 SS1, 4819 nucleotides long. RefSeq lists its product as uncharacterized. The coding region runs from base 1 to 4584 and encodes 1527 amino acids. Gene Ontology annotation, molecular function: protein binding. NCBI's taxonomy places the organism in Eukaryota, Fungi, Basidiomycota, Agaricomycetes, Polyporales, Polyporaceae. The record is from RefSeq and is a predicted model, not a curated record. The transcript has 4 exons.
AUGCCCAACGAUGCCACAGAAGCUGCGCUAGGCUUGCUCGGGCUCACCGCUGCCUUCUCAAACUCCCUCCCGGCUCCGACCCCCUCCUCGUCCUCCCCCACCGUGCCCGCCAAACGCAAACAGUCCGCAUCAUCCUCCGCCAACGAUAACGCUUCCACUACCUCCGACACCAUCACCUGCAUCUGCGGCCUCUCCUACGACGACGGUUUUUCUAUCGCCUGCGACUCGUGCGGCCGCUGGUGCCAUGCCGCCUGCUUCCAGAUCGACGAGCAAAAGGUCCCCGACGAGUGGCUCUGUUGGGAAUGUGACCCCCGCCCGGUCGACAGAGAACGUGCCGCCAAAAUCCAGCGGGCCCGGCGCACCGCUACGGCCUCCGCCCACGCAAACAAGCGCAGAGCCUCCCCUGGCGUCGAGCGUAGGGCCCGCAAACCCAGCGGCGUUGUUGCCGAUGCUAGCCACGGCCACACCACCAAACGCAAGCGGCGCGCCUCCAUCACUGCUGCCGCUCAUGCUCAACACCCCCACCAAGGGGAGGACGAGCACGUUGACAUCGACGAGCCUUGGCAGCAGAGUUACGUACCCAUCACAAAGGACAUCGUGAAGUCGGACGACGCCCGUGACCGACUACGUAGGGUGGCUGCCGACUGGAGGGGUGUUACUGCGAUAAGUCCCUCUCCCUCUCUCACCCCCGGCGGUUCGACGCCCGUGCUGCUCACCCCCGACGGGGUCCCCCUUCACCCACCAAUCUCAUUGCAACCGCUCCCGAACACUUCCUCUUACCCCUCGUUAUUUGCGCCUGGUAAUGCAUCGGUACGUCCGCCGUCGUAUGCCAUCCACGCUACCCAGCCCAUACCCCAUUCAAAGUUCAUCGCUCCGUACCCCUCCACCGUCAUCUCUACGGCCGCCUACCUGUCCGACCCCCUCAAUGCGUACGCGCACCUUGGUAUGCCCAAGCCCUACGUGCAUCUCAUAGGGCCCCCACUGGACGUUGCACUCGACGCCCGUUUCACUGGCGACCAGAGCAGGUUCAUGCGCAGUGGAUGCCGUCCAAACGCCGUCAUUCGCCCAGUCCUCUGUCACUCCAAGAAACAGUCGCCAACCGAAGAAGAGUCCCUCUCGUUCGGAAUCUUCGCACUGCGCGACUUGAAACCGAAUGAGGAGAUCGUCCUUGGGUGGGAAUGGGACGACGGCAACGUCGUGCACCAUCUUCCUGCACUGAUUGACAGUCCGUUCUCUUUCCCUCCACAUGAGAUUCAGCACUUUCGCAGACAGAUGACCCUUAUGCUGCAUGCCCUCUCAUCAACAUUCACGACCUGCGCAUGCGGUGCCAAGGCGCGGGAUUGCGCCCUCGCGCGCAUGGCCGAGUUCGUCGAUAACCAGACGCCGCUCACACCGUCGCCAUCACCGCCUUCGCAAUUCACGAAGGAGAAGAAUGCCGCGCGCAGUAGCAAGACCGCGGAUGACGGCGCAAGCGCAACACCAGUUGACCUGGGCCCGUUGGUUGGCAUCGAGCGCGGGUUCCGAACGCGCGAGCGCAUACCGUCUUCGGGCGGCAUGGGCGGCGUGGAGAUGGUGGAGGCGGGCCCGUCGCGCGUGCACGCAGAGCCGUCGAGUGCGGGCGGGCGGAGAGUAUCGUUCCCGGACGACCUUCUCAGUCCGCCAGUGAAAGCGCGACGUGCGAAGGGCAGGGAUCGGAAAGGGAAGGCACGCGCUGACGACGAGGAAAUCACGGAGGAGAGCGACGGCGACCUGGGUCGGGCGAAAGCGCGCACGCGCAUUCGUCGGCGCGCCUCUCCUGAGCCUGAACAAGACGCGAUGGACGUCGAUGACGACGGGUCUCCACCGGAAGAUAUGCUCCCACCGAAAUUGCGCAAGACGUGGAUCCGCGAGAGCGCGGUGCGACUGGAGCAAAACCGGCGUCGCCUGUCACUGUCCAAAGACCAUUCGGAAGAGUGUGGGGACACGGGAGACCACAAACCAGGAGGAGCGGAUCAAUCCUUCGACUCACGAGAGAUGCCACCGCCGCCAGUGCCCCCCGCACGAACGCCACCGCUCUCAUCUGUCCCCACGAACCACCCCCGCCCACAUCCACAUCCGCACCCGCCCCCGGUUCUCCCCUUAUCCUCCGCCGCUUCCGCGUCCAAGCCGCCGCGCCCAGCUCAGGACGCGCAGGCGUCGCCUUCCACGCCCUUUUCUAAAUUAUCACUACUUUCGCCUGUUGUCCCCGCUCCCUCGAGCACCCCCUCUCCUUCCUCCCGCUCCCAUCCUCUUCCCCAGCUACAAACGGAGUCUGCGUCUCCAUCGCCAUCAGCUGCUCCUCUUCCAAAGCCCGCGCAACCGCGCAAACGCAAGCCGACAGCCUCGGCACCCGCUGAGAGCAAGGAGGUGAAGAAGCCGAAGGCGCGGUCCCGCAAGGACAAAGACAAGGAAAAGGCUAAGGCGCGUGACAAGGCAAACGACAGCGACACCAGCGCUGCUCCGCGGACGCCCUCGACGCCCGUGCGCGAGCUUGAAGAGCCGGCGGCGCUCCAACCGUCCCUCGUCCGCAAGCAAGGUGCGGCGAAGCGACGGAAGAGCGCGGCCGCUGCAUCGCAGUCCCCGCGCGUCAUUGUGAAGGAGCUCACGCCGUCGGUGAAGGGGACGCCAUCCUCGAGUGGCUUUCCGUCCCCUGCGACAGCCGCUACUGCGCUGCCGCCACCGAUGCCAGUGGCGGAGGUCGCUUCUGCUGAGCCAGACUUCGCGCGGAGCGAGCCUCCAGCCGGCGAGUCCGCGCCGCCUCCAUCCGCUGCGCCCGCCCCGUCGUCCGAGGUUGUCAAGUUGGAAUCUGCGCAAGAGGACGUGCAGAUGUGCGACGCAUCCGCGCCUGUACCUGCGCCCACUCCGUUGCCGAUAGUGGUCGUGGAGGAUGCACAGAUGGCGGACGAGCAGCGGCCGCGCAGCCCCACUCCGUCCCCACAGGUCCCUGUGGUUUCCAAGCCCGGGCCCGAGCAUCCUGCUCCCUCACCGCACGCAACUGCGUCGCCCGCCAUAGCGUCCCCCGCCCUUCCAUCUCCUGCCCCUUUUCCUGCGCCCGAGCUGCCCGUGUCUCCUCAACGACCUCCAUCUCCGAGUCCGGCGGCCACGGCCACGGCCGCAGAAGAAACGCCUGAGCCGCCUCUCACCGAGAGCGUGCCCGGCCCGGUUUCUGAAGCUGGCGCACCGGAGCCUCAGCGAGCGAAGUCGCCGUCGCCACCGCCUCCGCCACCGAAGGUGAAGCUCUCUCUGCGGGACUUCGCGAUGCGCAAGAAGAAGCAGCGCGAGGAGCAGCAGGAGAAGGACAAGCUCGCGACGCCGUCCCCGCUCGUUGCCGCACCCGCACUUCCUGCGGACGCCACCAUGCACGACGCUCACGGACCAGAGAGCGCGCAGGACGAGGCGCGAGAGGCGGAGGAGGGCCGGGAGGACGUGCAGGGCCUCGCGCUGGACGUGCAUGGUGACGGGGAUGUUCACAUGGUGGACGAGAAGCAGGAGGAGCAGCCGCUUGAGCGUGAGGAGCCGCAUAUCAUGGUCGUUGAAGCGCAUGUGGUGGCGUCUCCCAGCGCUGAGACGUCGUGCUCGCCGGCCCGUCUACCGAUGGCGGUCCUUAUUCAGCCAGAGGUGUCCCCGUCUGCAUCCGCGGUUGAGUGUGUGGUUCCCGACACACCCUCCUUGCCGGCCGGCCUUGUGGCGGAGAGCCCGAAGCCUGACAGGCUCGAGGCUAUCAGUUGCCCGCGCCAUCCGUCGCCGCGUGCCGAGCCCGUUAUCGAGCCCGCAGUACGGGAUGACUUCUCGCAGGAGCAGGACCGGGACACCUUCAUGGAAGACUCUUUCCGGACCAAAGUCGAGCUGCUCGACGAGCACGUCUCCAACGGGCUCGAUCGCUCCAUCCGCGAGCGCCGACCGUCGUCCUCCUACACUCCCUCUCCCCGCGAAGCGUCCCCCGCCUCUCCGUACCGCGACCGAUUCUCCGAGCCUGCGACUCGACGAACGUCUGUCUCCAGCUACCGCCACGACAGCCGCACGCCUCCCCCGCUAACCUCCCCUAAACUCAGACCCAUUGCGCUCCAGCCUUCGCAAGAGGAUGGCGAGAUCUUCAGCCCGCCUCCGCCGAAAGCGCCCCCUCUCGCGCCCCGCUCACACACGCCGCCCACGCAGCCGCGCUCGUUCUACGCGGGCGGCGGCUCCCCACCGUCGUCGCGCCGCUCGUCCCCUCCGCCUCCGCGGCGCCCGCUGCACCCCGCGUCGUACCGCAACACGGGGUCCGCCCGUCCGCUGCCGAGCGCCCCGCGCGCGCUGCGGGCUCCCGGCGGAUACCUGUACGCGGGGAGUGGGGGCGGGCAGAACGCGCCAUACUACGCACCGCGCGGGCCUUCUGCAGACCGGGACCGUGAACGCGAGCGAGACCGAGACCGGGAGCGCGACAGGGAUAGAGAACGUGACAGGGACCGGGACAGGGACCGGGACCGGCCGCCACGAGACUGGGGCCGCGAGCGCGGGGAUGGCGAGCGCGACCGGUCAUGGAUCCCUGGGCCGUCGCGCGGCCGCGGGCGAGGCUGGGGCCGCUGAGUGGGAGGAAGAGAAGUGUGUCGGUGUGCUGUAUCGAUUAAUGCUGGCCCUGCGCGCCGCCGCCGCUCGUUGUCUGGGAUCCGCUGCUCAGUCGGUGCCUGUCUUUGUUCUUGUUCUUCUCGUUCUUGUCGCUUCGUGCUCGUUGUGCUGUUCCCCUCGUUCGAUUAUGAUUAUAGUAAGUAUCCGUAGCUGACGGUGUCGCGCCGUCCUUGUAGUUCUCCCCUUUGAGUCGUAC